UUGAUUUCUGGUGCAACGUGCAGCUGAUCUGCUCAUCAGCGAUGUGCUCAGUUAUACCAGCUUCAGGUGUGAUGGAGUCGUCUGCGGGGAGCCCGGGAGGCGGCGGCGGCGCGGAGACAGAGCGGAGAGGCGCCAAGAGGAAGAUUUCCCUCACGGACUGCGCUGUUUGUGGAUCAGAUGAGGCCAAGUACAGAUGCCCUGCCUGUCUGACGCACUCUUGCAGUGUUUUGUGUGUGAAAAAGCAUAAAGAAGAUUCUGGGUGCAGCGGAGUCCGAAACAAAACUGCUUUUUUGCCUCUGUCACAUUUCGAUGAAAUGGCGCUUCUUAAUGACUACAGGUUUCUGGAGGAUGCUGGGCGGUUUGUUGAUGGCACAAAAAGAGACAAACUUGUCCUCAAUCCCCGUAUCACCAUGAAAGCCAAGAGGAUGAUCAUGUACGCCCGCCGGAUGAACAUCACGCUGAGAAUGCUCCCCAUCGCCUUCACCAAGAGCCGAGAAAACUCCACCUUCUUCCUCAACAGAGAACGGCAAUUCCUGUGGCACCUGAAGCUCAUGUUUCCUCAAUGCAGCUCAGAGUUCAGUCAGAUGAGGGUGUCUGAUCAGAAGACCUUGGAACAGAUAUUGACCUUUUACAUUCACCCUACAGAGUCGAAUCCUGUUGCACGUCAAAAGUUAAUGCUAUAUGUGCGCCCUACAUUUGACGACGUGAAAGUCUUCAUGAAAGUCGAGGAGGAUGAGGCAGACUCUGUAAGGUACCACGAGUUUGAACUGAAGAAGAGCCUGAGGGAGAACCUAAGCUACACAACACUGGUUGAAUAUCCUGAGCUGCACGUUGUGCUCAAAGAUCAGUGGGAGAAUUAUCCGACAAAAGCACCAGCCGAGCCUGCACCAACCCGCAGUGGCCCUGCAACAAAGAACGCUGUGGUGGACCAAAAGACUGGGGCCGCGAUCCAACCAUCGUCCUUACCACCAAGGUCGUGCAGCCCAUGGGCAACCAGACCGAGGCCGUGCAGCUUAUGGGCAACCAGCCUGCCGACAAAGAAAAACGAGGGAGGGGGAGAAGAGAAGGAAGAAGUAGAGGAAGGGGAGAUCAUAGGUAGUAGUGAGGAGGAGGAGGAGGAGGAGGAAGAGGAAAAUGUGUCCUGUGAUAAGAGCUGUGGUGAUCCCAAACGUCCUGCUGGAGAUGCAAGUUUGAAUACAGAUGAAACGGCAGGUUGUAUCGAGCAGCCUGAGGAUGCUGCAAACACACAGCGAUCAGUGCGUAGGAACAUUACUGGAGCUGCCGAGGACACUUCAGCUGCCAGAGAGCGCUAAGGUCAGCAUGACGGAGAGGGAAGCCGUGCAAGAGGCCUGUUCAUACCCAUCCCUGUCGAGAGGGUCGUGAAAAGUCUGGGGCAGGGAGUUAUUGUUUUUUUUUGUUUGUUUUUGUUUUUUUCAAAAGAAACAUUUAUUUUCAAAGAAACAUUUAUUUGCUGUCAUAUUUUAUUAAGAAAAAUAUUGUAUUUGAAAUGUUUGAGUCUGUGUGAUAAUGCUCCGUUUCUCUGAACACAUAAUGUAUUUGAAAUUAUU
This is a messenger RNA of Salarias fasciatus (jewelled blenny), 1568 nucleotides long. It is a transcript of the gene znhit6, whose product is annotated as zinc finger HIT-type containing 6. The transcript is spliced from 10 exons. The record is from RefSeq and is a predicted model, not a curated record. Lineage: Eukaryota; Metazoa; Chordata; Actinopteri; Blenniiformes; Blenniidae. The coding region runs from base 42 to 1313 and encodes 423 amino acids. Gene Ontology annotation, biological process: box C/D snoRNP assembly; maturation of LSU-rRNA from tricistronic rRNA transcript (SSU-rRNA, 5.8S rRNA, LSU-rRNA); snoRNA localization. Gene Ontology annotation, cellular component: pre-snoRNP complex; nucleus.